AUGUCGUCGCAAAAUAGUUUUCUCUAUUUGGCAAAAAAAUUCAGGUCGAGUCUUCCUUUUCCAAAUGAGAAAGCCAAGUACCACAAAGAACUUGAAGCGGCGGCGGAGGUGGUCGUGAGAGCUUGUCGUCUUUGCGUUGACGUGCAAAGGUCUCUGUUCUCUGAUGAAGGACGAAUUAUCGAAAAGAAUGACCAAACUCCGGUCACAGUGGCUGAUUUUGGAGUCAGGCUCUUGUUUUGUGUUUCUUCUAUACUUUCGGUGAUAGAGUUGAGUAAAUUGUUCCCUUCAAUUCCAUUGGUGGCGGAAGAGGACUCUGGUUUUUUAUGUUCGAACAAUCUGGUUGAUCCUGUAGUAAAUGCAAUAUCUGAUAAAACGAGCUUUGAUGAGGAAUCACUGUCACAUGCUGAUGUGCUGGAAGCAAUUGACCGAGGGGGCGAGAAUGAUUUUGGUUUUGGAACAAAACCAGCCACUUAUUGGAUACUGGAUCCAAUUGAUGGCACACGAGGGUUUGUAAAAGGAAGUCAGGCCUUGUAUGUGGUAUGGCUUGCGUCCUGCUUCACUACACUUAAUCUUUUCAUUUGAAUUUUUGUCUUAGUGCCAUGAAACAUCUUGUAUAUUUAGUACAUGUAGCACUUACAAAAAACAAAGUGCCUUAUUAUUAUUGCCUUAUAGACCUGCAUUUGUUUAACAAAUCUUACUG
Molecule: messenger RNA, 700 nt
Organism: Durio zibethinus
Lineage: Eukaryota; Viridiplantae; Streptophyta; Magnoliopsida; Malvales; Malvaceae
Source: RefSeq, a predicted model, not a curated record